AUGGUUGAAUUCUUGGACGUGGAUGAAGGCUUUGAUUUUAAGGAUAUAUUUCCCACUUGUAUGGAGAAAUAUAAUAGCGCUACAGCAUUUGAUAAAAUUCAAUCACGUAACGUCUAUAUUAAAUUGUGUGAAGAAAUAAGUAAAAAACUAAAUAUUAACAAUUUUAAUUUUAAUAUAUCUUGUAAAGAUCUUAGUUCCUAUUUGGAAAGUAUAAUCAAUACUGAAAAAGUAGCGUGUUGUAAAUAUUUCAGUUACAGAUUAAAAGAUGAGCUAGAAGGUUUAAAUCCUUCUUGUGGAGGCGAAAAAGAAUGUUACAAAAAAAUGAAAGAAGCAAAAGACAGUACUAAUAAAACCUUAUCUAAUGCAUGUAAAGAACAUGUUGUAGAUCUUAAAGAUGGUACACAUUACAUAAUGAAUGAACUGAAUUUGCUAUAUAAUUAUUUUAAGGAUGCCAAAAAUAACAGUUAUAAUAAUUCCAAUCAAUUUACUUGUACAUUUGUUAAAGAAUGCUUAAAAAUAUAUAAUAAACUUUUAGAAAUAAAUAGAGGAAUCAAUAAUAUCAGCUUAAAUGAGGUUCUAAAAAUGUUUAAACAAGAAUAUGAUAAACAUUAUGAUAAAUUUGUUUAUUGUUUAUCUUUUUCUAAAAUCAUACAUUAUACUUCAUGGGCAUUUGGAGGAACAUUUAUAUUAACAGUUGCAAUAUCAGUAACAAUAUACAUUUGGUAUAUGUACACCCCUUAUGCCUCAUAUCUACAACAAAUUAUAUUGAAAUUAAAGAAAAUAUUGAAUAAAAAAAGUAAUAAUGUGAAAAAUUUAACUAAUUCAUUUGAAAUUACAUACAAAAAUUUAAUUGAUGAAAAUUAUAUGGUUUCAAAUAACUCUGCAGAUUACUACUAA
Plasmodium gonderi is the source of this 897-nucleotide messenger RNA. Its product is annotated as variable surface protein. NCBI's taxonomy places the organism in Eukaryota, Apicomplexa, Aconoidasida, Haemosporida, Plasmodiidae. The record is from RefSeq and is a predicted model, not a curated record. The coding region runs from base 1 to 897 and encodes 298 amino acids. The transcript is spliced from 3 exons.